Molecule: messenger RNA, 1521 nt
Organism: Cottoperca gobio
Lineage: Eukaryota; Metazoa; Chordata; Actinopteri; Perciformes; Bovichtidae
Gene: rab31
Product: RAB31, member RAS oncogene family
Exons: 7
Coding region: 135-719 (194 amino acids)
Molecular function (GO): GTPase activity; GTP binding
Source: RefSeq, a predicted model, not a curated record
AUGGUCAGUCUGUCUGUCUCAGGGGCUGGGUUUCUCUUUUACCCAAGAAGAGGAAAAAAAGUUUCAAGCAUGACGAGACAAAGACACUGAGUGAACACUGACAAAUAAUGAUUUAAACACUUCCACAACUCACCAUGGCCAUAAGGGAGCUCAAAGUGUGCCUUUUAGGGGACACUGGAGUUGGGAAAUCCAGCAUUGUUUGCAGAUUUGUUCAGGAUCGCUUUGAACACAACAUAAGUCCCACAAUAGGAGCAUCAUUCCUAACCAAAACAGUGCCAUCUGGAAAUGAACUUCACAAGUUUCUGAUCUGGGAUACAGCUGGACAGGAAAGGUUUCACUCAUUAGCUCCCAUGUACUACAGAGGAUCGGCUGCUGCUGUUAUUGUCUAUGACAUUACUAAACUGGACUCUUUCCAGACACUGAAGAAGUGGGUGAAGGAGCUGAAAGAACACGGCCCAGAGGACAUUGUUGUAGCCAUAGCGGGGAACAAGAAUGAUUUAGGAGACAUCAGGGAAGUUCCUAUGAAGGAAGCGAAGGAGUUUGCUGAAUCAAUUGCAGCUAUUUUCAUUGAGACUAGUGCCAGAAAUGCUGUCAAUGUUGAGGAGCUCUUUCAGAAAAUCAGUAAACAGAUCCCACCCCUUGAAAGUCCUGAGACGGAGAGCGAUGAGUCUUUUAAACUCAGCCGGCAGCCUGCUCCGUCCGCCAGGAGAUGCUGCUAGUACCAACAGCGGCUGAUGAGAUUACUUUCUUCAGCACCAGAGACCCACUGGUGCAGCACAUAGUCCACAAUGCACACAAUGUCUUACUCCGGGGGGAAACAAGACAGUGGACAGACAGAGGUCAGCUUGCAUGUGUGGUCAACUGCAACAUGAAACAACAGUAUUAUGAGGGUCAUUGCACAUUUAUUUCAUUCACUUGUAGCAGUUUUAACUCUGAAGUCUUGGAGCCUUCGGUUUGUCCCCCUCCGCCGGUGUUCUGCCUGAAUUACAUAACAAUUUCUGUCUUUGUGGUAUGACGUACAGAUUAUUACACAGAGGCAGUUUUAUCCCAUUUUCCAUAUUAAAUUCAGCACAGAUUAAUAACAAGUAGGGCUGGACUGAAAAGUCUGAAGCUUUGAAGCGUCAUGCAUAACGUUGACAUUCAAAUUCUUAAUCAACAUCAGCUUUUUUUUUUUGUUGUUUUUUGUCUAUUCAUUCUGUUUGAACUUGGUAUUAGCGCAUUGUUUCAGAUAAAGCUACUAAUACUAUUAAUAUAAUACUAUUUGUAGAAUUAGAUUCCGGUGUUUCCGACUCAUGUGAUACAAAUAACUCCAAAAGAAAAAAAUUAUAUUUACAACAUUUUCACUGCAGUCAAAAAAGUAAUUGCAGGCACGCCCAUAACAGAUUACAUUUAUAUAUCUCCAAUUACAAAAAAAUCUAAUUUUCCCAGUUAUUUUUGAGUUUAUCCUAAAAUCUGACGUCUGAAUGUAAAAAAAACAAAACAACAAAAACAUUCAGUGCAGCCCAAAUAACAAGUGAUCUG